CGGCGGCAAGAAGCGACGCUUUCGAAAAUUCGCACGAUGAGGCGACGCUUUCGGCACCCCCACCACGCUGGGCCUGGAGGCCCUCAGAGGUCGAGAGAGCGUCAGAUGCAGUCAGUCUAGAACAGAGAGCAGUAGAGGCAGAAGUCUUAAUCGAAUCUUAGCCGCAGCAGUGUGUUUAAGAUUUAAUCCCGUGAUCCAAAGAAUAUUAUUUUUUGUUUAACAAUUUUGUUUUAAUAAUUUUGCGAGAAAAGAAGGCGGGACUCGCGGGUAAACGAGAGAUUCUACAAUUGAUAGAAGAAGUUCAACUGCCGAUUUAACAUGAUGAAAGAAGGUGAGGAAGAAAACCAGCAGUUUGGAGAAACUUCUCCAACUGCAUCUACAGCAUCGCCAUUCGUAGGAUCAGAAGACCAAGCUGACCCUUCUCAGUCCCAGCUGCAGCCCCAACAUCCUCAGCAAUCUCAGCCACAACCUGCAGAUGUAGUUGAAGAAACAACUGAACUCUUAUCAGAAAUAUCUUUGGAACCAGAAGCCGUUUCAUCCGAAUCUGAAAGAGUGACACCCAAUCUUACUGUACCUGCUGACAUAGUCUACAAAGAAGUAGAUCAGAUUCCAAAGCGUAAGGACCCUACGAAGGCUGGCACCACGGGACGUCCCAUUACUGUAAAAACAAAUAUGAUGGCGAUUAAUGUCAAACAGAUGAAUCCCAAUGUUGUGCAUUAUGACGUGAAAAUUGUGCCAGAUACUCCAAAAUACUUGAUGAGACCGGUGUUCCUUGAAGUCAAAAAGACUUUGUUUCCAGAAAGAAAUCCAGCAUUUGACGGAAGGAAGAAUGCAUUUAGUGCUGGAGAGUUGCCUAUUGAAGAUCCGUCCACUGCUGAAGUAGUGGUUUACAACGAAGAUGGACAAGAGAAAAAGUAUAAGGUCACUAUCAAAAUAGUUAACAGAAUUGAUUUGUCUUGGUUGAAAGCGUUUGAACCCGGCACCCAAGAUUUGCCGAGAAAUCAACAAAUCAGUAUACAAGCUCUGGACGUUAUACUAAGAAAUGCACCGGCGGCUUUGAUGUCGUGUGUACCUAUAAGGAGUUCGUUUUUCACACCACCAAAAGGUCAAGUGAUGUCUCUAGGCGGUGGUAUGGAUUUAUGGGUGGGGUUGUUUCAAUCGGCUGUUUUAGGCUGGAAGCCCUACUUCAACGUUGACGUUGCGCACAAAUCGUUCCCUAAACCACAGAGUGUACUGGAUCUGAUGAAAACGAUAUGUGGCUGUGAUGGUCAAGAUCAAGGCGGACGACAACAAUAUGGACGACAGCGGGGAAAUGGACACCGGGGAGGGUACGGCCAACGAAGAGGAUACGGACAUCAGGGAGGCUAUGGCCAACAAGAAGGGCCUACGGAAUUGAAUGCAGAUUUAAUAUACAGUUGCAAAGAAGGCAUAAGAAAAUUUUUAAAAGGCUUAAAAGUAGUAAUAGAGAUUCCAGGACAGCCUACAUCUAGACGAACACAACGCGUCAACGACUUGGUUAUAUGUCCGAAAGAUAAUAUUUUUGACCACAAUGGUCACAGAAUCACUGUUGAGCAGUACUAUAAACUCGAGAAAAAAUAUACUAUAAAACACCCGGACUUCCCUUGUCUCUGGGUUGGCGGUAGAGAUAAAAAUAUUCAUGUCCCAGUAGAAAUAUGCACAGUAGUUGGUGGACAAGCAACCCUGAAGAAAUUAACCGAUAGACAGACAUCAUCGAUGAUAAAGUUCGCAGCGACGGGAACGGAGGAGCGAAAGAACAAAAUAAUGAACGCGUUCAACUCGAUGCGUCAUAAUGAAGAUCCGUGCAUGAAAGAAUUUGGCGUCUCUGUGAGUGGAGAAUUCGAGACGGUUCCAGCGCGUGUUUUGGAUCCACCGCAACUGAGAUACCAAAAUCAAAAUGUGACUGUCAUAAAAGGAGCUUGGAGAGCGAGCCAAUUCGUACAGCCAAGUCAAUUAAUUGAGAACGACAAUACGUGGACUGUUUUGAAUCUGGAUUAUAGAACCAGAGAUGACAAGCUUUACAGACUUGUUGAAGCAUUGAAAAAAGCAGGCAACGCUGUUGGAAUGCCAGUUGGGAAUCCCUUAAGUCCAUUUAAAAGUAUGCAGUUGAGGGUACAAGACAUGCGAGAACUAAUGGCAUAUUUCAAUGAAAUGAAAACGAAACAAAUUAAACUGGUUGUUGUAGUAGUUCCAGAAAUGAAAGGCCCCUACAGCAAAGUGAAGCAAAUGAGUGAACUUGAAGUUGGUCUUUUGACACAAUGUUUAAAAAGUAAAACUCUUUUCAAACUUAACGAUGCGACCGCCGGUAACAUUCUUCUAAAAAUUAAUGCUAAGUUGAAUGGGAUCAAUCAUAUAUUUGAAGAGACUGUGAGCCGGCCGCCUUGUCUGGAUCAUCCAUGCAUGAUUAUCGGGGCCGACGUAACUCAUCCUUCGCCAGAUGCCACGAAUAUUCCAUCGAUUGCUGCAGUUGCUGCCAGUCAUGAUCCUAACGCAUUUAAAUAUAAUGUGGAAAUAAGGUUGCAACGUCCGAAACAGGAAAUCAUAGUAGACCUUGCAGAAAUUAUGAAAAUACAAUUGAAGUAUUUCUAUACUUCAACGGGUUACAAACCAGAAAGAUUAAUUUUCUAUAGGGACGGAGUCUCCGAUGGUCAGUUUGGUCAAAUAAUGCACGCAGAGUUACUAGCUAUUCGAAACGCGUGUCAAUCGAUAGAAGCUGACUACAGGCCGAAAAUAACAUUCUUGGUUGUUCAGAAAAGGCACCACACGAGACUGUUCCCAACCGAUCCAAGUAAUUCUGAUGACAGAAACUUUAACGUUCAAGCUGGUACUAUAGUGGACACUGAAAUAACGCAUCCAUCACAUAUCGACUUUUACUUGGUUUCUCAUGCUAGUAUUCAAGGAACCGCAAGACCAACCAAGUACAGAUGCUUGUGGGACGAUUCAGAUAUGUCGGAAGAUGAAAUUGAAAAUCUAACAUAUUUUCUCUGCCACAUGUUCUCGCGUUGCACGAGAUCGGUGAGCUAUCCGACACCGACGUACUACGCGCAUCUUGCUGCCUUCAGAGCAAGGGCCCUUAUCCAGGAUGUUCAUAUCGAUAUGAAUAAUUUGCCACAAGAACAGUUAAGGAAGUUGACUAUUAAGGAUGAAGUGCUGAAGGAUAGCCCAAUGUUCUUUGUGUAAAUUUACACUUUUAUAAAUCUUUACUUUGAAUUUUUUAUAGACUUAAAUGUAUUAUAAUGUGAUAUAUAUUUCUAUAAGUCUGAAACUUAUUAUACGUAAUGUUUAAUUGACGACGACAAUAAAUAAUCCAUAUGUGCAAAAUCAAAACAGAAAAGCUUUAAAAUCAUAGUAAUUAAAAAGCAUGAAAUAUUUUUCUAAACGCAUUAUAUAGUUGCAGUAUGAUGUUCAGUGUGAAAAUAUUAUUAGAGCAAUAAAUUAUAAGAAAAU
This is a messenger RNA of Nasonia vitripennis (jewel wasp), 3465 nucleotides long. RefSeq names its product protein argonaute-2. Gene Ontology annotation, molecular function: protein binding; RNA binding. The coding region runs from base 319 to 3198 and encodes 959 amino acids. The transcript has 15 exons. The record is from RefSeq and is a predicted model, not a curated record. NCBI's taxonomy places the organism in Eukaryota, Metazoa, Arthropoda, Insecta, Hymenoptera, Pteromalidae.